ACCUGGACUCCAGUUUGCUCUCCAGAUGGCUCUUAAGCUGCCCUGGUGUGAUAUAUUUUUCCCUAAGCCGCUAUGGGUUUUCCCUGGGUCCUGGCUCCUCCCUGGCUGGCUGUUAUUGACAGCUGCAUGGCUAAUGCCGUGUAGCUCUCCAGCAUGUCAUUCAGGAGAAACAAAAGCAGAUUUCUCCCCCACCUCUCUGGCAGUGAGGAUAAAGGGGAUGCUUUUGUGCUUCCUGAAGCAUUGCCGGAGAAGGGCUGAGCGUGCCUUACGGCGGCAACCUGUCUCUGUGCAGAGCCCCAACACGGAUGUGAGCUCUCCGAGAGGGAAGCUGAGACUUCUCUAGGUCCCACCUGGAGGACGCGACCUGCUGGCCAGGAUGCAUCGACUGAUGAAGGAAGAAUCAAGUUACAGAACAAGCAGCCUGGAAAAUGCAUCUCGGGACUCAAAUAAAGAAAAGCUGCACAUGAAGCUCUGCAGUGGGUCCUGUCAUGCUGAGCAAAUACUCCAAACACUAAACUCCUACCGACAAAGUGGCAUCUUUACAGAUGUGGUGCUCUUGAUUGAUGGACAAGAAUUCCCCUGUCACCGUGCAACUUUGUCAGCCAACAGCACAUAUUUCCAGGCCAUGUUUGGUAGCAAUCUCAAGGAAGGCCACCAGGAUAUCGUCAACAUCCAGAAGAUUUCUGCUCCCACCAUGUCUCUCCUUCUUGACUAUAUGUAUGGUGGGAAUAUCAUCAUUCAGGAGGACAAUGUUGAAGGCAUCUUGGAGCUGGCUGACUUGCUGCAGAUCUCCAAGCUCAGAGAUGCUUGCGUAACCUUCCUCGAAGGUCAACUUCACCCGUGCAAUUGCCUGGGCAUCAUGAAGUUUGCUGACUCAUUCUCCAUCGCUUCCCUGACAGAGAAGAGCAAGAGAUUCAUGCUAGAGUGCUUUGUGGAGGUGUCAUGUCACGAAGAGUUCUUGGAGAUGGGGGUGAAGGAGCUGGUUGAAUAUCUUUCUAGUGAGCAGCUGGUGGUCCCCAAGGAGGAAGUGGUCUUUGAAGCAGUGAUGCGCUGGGUACGGCAUGAUAUACCUGCCAGGAAGGGAGCACUGAAGGACCUCCUCGAGCAUGUGCGCCUGCCCCUACUCGACCCUACAUACUUCCUGGAGAAGGUGGAAAUGGAUGGACUCAUCCAGGACUCAAAGGAGUGCAUUCCCCUACUGCAUGAGGCACGCAAGUACUACAUCCUUGGGAACGAGGUCAGCAAUUUGCGAUCAAGGCCCAGAAGGUUCAUGGAGCUGGCAGAAGUCAUUGUGAUUAUUGGGGGCUGUGAUAAGAAAGGCCUUCUGAAGCUGCCCUUCACAGACCUCUAUCAUCCAAAGAGCAGACAGUGGACAGCCCUCUCCAGCGUGCCUGGCUAUACCAAGUCGGAGUUUGCUGCUUGCACACUGAAGAAUGAUGUGUACAUAUCAGGGGGCCACAUCAGCAGCAAUGACGUUUGGGUGCUGAGCUCGCAGCUGAACGUCUGGAUCAAGGUUGCGUGUCUGCAGAAAGGCCGAUGGAGGCACAAAAUGACAACGCUGCAGGGCAAGAUCUAUGCUGUGGGAGGGUUUGAUGGUUUUUACCGCCUCUCCAGCGUGGAGUGCUAUGACACCUUCUCCAACAGCUGGUCGACCUUGGCCCCGCUGCCUCAAGCUGUGAGCUCAGCAGCCGUGGUCUCCUGCCUCAACAAACUAUAUGUGCUGGGCGGUGCUGUGGACGACAGCGCAAACACAGACAAGGUCCAGUGUUAUGAUCCGGAGGAGAACAAGUGGACACUCUUGUCCCCUACCCCGUUCUACCAGAGAUGCAUCAGUGCUGUGUGCUUGGACAACAUCAUUUAUGUUGUAGGUGGACUCCUCAGUAAAAUCUUCAGCUACGAUCCAAGAAAAGAUAGCUGGCGAGAUGUGGCCACCCUCCCUGGACCACUGGAGAGCUGUGGCUUGACAGUGUGUGAAGGGAAGAUUUACAUCCUGGGUGGCCGAGAUGAGAACGGAGAAGGCACGGACAAAGCAUUCACUUUUGACCCGACAACAGGGAGUGUGGAGCAGCAGCCUCCGCUGCAGCGCUGUACCAGUUAUCAUGGCUGUGUGACCAUCCUGCAGCGCAUGAACAGAUGACCGUGGGGCUUCUACUGUGUCCACCUCCCAGCCAGAGCCUGCCCUUGAGACAGCGGCCACCCAGUGUGUGGAUGGACAACCUGCCUCCUCCCUUGUGGUAUUCUCCUCUGUGGGGAAGGGCAAUACCAGCCAUUGAAGAAGAUGCACUCCAGCCAGGCCCUGAGCAACCUCUCUUUUGUUUUUGCAGUGUUGGUGAUAACACCAACACUUUUGAUGUUAAUCUAGGUGAGAGGAUGGAAGGGUGCUGGGCUAUGUGAAAGUUACACUAUGGACCUUGCAAUAGUGAGAUUAAGGUAUUGUUGCAGGCACUGAAACUGCUGAAUCUGAUCUUUACUUAGGCUUUCCUGGCUGCAGGUUACAGCUUUCUGUUAUGUUGGAAACAAAGGCUCGCUGUCCUACAAGGACAUAUGUUCUGCUGGUCUCUGACUCCUGAGGCUGUUGCAGUCAUAGUUAUAGAAUCCAGCUCUUAGCUAAAGUUAUGUGGUAUUUGUACAUUUAGCUCUGUAGAUCCCUUUGUCUAACCACAAUGCUGACCUAGAUGGUGAUUGACAGCCAUGAACUGUUAGUCCCCAUGACAGUGGAAGACUGAGAGUGAGACUUCAAAGCUGACAUUCCAAGAAAAUUUCUGUGCUAAAUCCCUAAAUGCCUGGUUAAAUAGUGGACCUGUUGACUCCACUUUGCACAUGCUGUAUGAAUUUUCCCUCUAUCGCCCUAUAGCACAGAGUGCUGUCUCUUUUCAUACCUGUUUUGCGGUUGGACUGCUCUCUCACUGUAUCUUUGUCAUUGAGAGGAAGAGUGAAUUGUGUAGCCAAGAGUUCCUUCUUUGGAGAGCAGAGGUGGGGGAAUAUAAUGCGUAGAAAUUAGCCAUCACUUACAUAGCAACGAUGACAUGAAGAACUGAGCCAUGGUAGCCACAGAAUUGCAUCUGGCUCAGUUUGGCUCCAGAGUAUGCUGGCAAUUAGGAAAAUAAACUUAAUAUUUAACAGAUUGGGUACAGAGUCCCUGACAGCCCAAAUAUCUGCCCUGCUGUUAAAACAGUUCUUGGCACAGGUUUGGCCUGUGUCAGCUCUGACUUUUCCACACAGUUCUCAGGCACGGUUCAGGAGCUGUCACAGUCCAGAGCGUUCUCCAUGGGCGGCUAGGGGCAGCCCAUUUGGAGGGUGAGUUUGAUAGCAUAGGCUUCAUUGUCCCAGGCCAGGUGGCCUCAGGAUCUAGAAAUGAUCCUGAGCACAUCUGGUUUGGUAGAAAAGCCAUAUCUUUUGAUGUCAGUGUCUUUAGUCCAGGAUAGGAAUCAAUAAUUUUGGAUGGGUCCAUGUAAAUGCCCGUGUUGAUCAUUUAGGAACUUGAUUACUAUUAAAUGUAGAGUGGGGUCUCUUAAACUCCCAUUACUUGUACAUAGUGGGGUGCAACCCUCUAACAGCACGCUGCUGGCUGGCUGCUGUUCUCUCUGUACCUUCCUUUCCCCAUUUCAGUGGUGACCUCUUUCUGAAGUAGAGGAAACUACUAUGGCCAUUGGCCCAGCUACUUCCCUUCUCAGGGCCAUUUAGUUAUCUUAAACCUCAUAUUGUUUCCUGCUUCCCCACAUAUAGCUGAUUUUUCAUCUGGUCCUCUUUAGUUGGCCAGUACUUAAUGUCUUCUGUCAAUUGUGAGAAGUUCACCUCUUGUUCAUGGUUUCCUAAUUACCUAUAAAAUAUGGCAAAAAGAAAUCCCUGCUGACAGAAGGCAAAUUGGCUGGAACCUAGCAAGUUAAUCUCCUUCUCUCAUAAGGAAAAGCAUAUUUUUCCGUCGUUCAAGUGAAAAGUAAAUUAUUUUGUUGCGAGGACUGUUCCCAAUACUCCUCAUUGUCAAGUUUGAAAUGUUUCAGGGUUAUGGUGGUGAUUUUGUCUAUCAAGGUACACUAUUUAUAUUCUCAGCCUCAAAUUCUCCUUAAGGCUUGUGCACAUGGGUUAACGCUUUUUUCAGCUCAUGAGCAGCACAAUGUGUCCUUUGAGUAAUACAAAGGCGAAUCAGUGCUGGUAUAGGUUAUUCCUCUGAUGAUAAAGAAAGGAACUUUUCACCAGUUCAUGCUGGUGAAAAGCAGUUUUAUUUGCUGUCAUAUUUGGGUCUUUGGUGGGAAUGAUUAUUUCAGUAGAAAGCGUACCUUUCACUGAACUAAUUAAAUUAGCGCAAAAAAGGAUGUGCACAUCAACCCAUGACAUGGUAGACUUUAGGCCAGGGACCUUGAUUCUCCUGCAGUCUGAUCCCCUGAGGACCACAAGGCACAGCACAUCUGCCCUGAGCAAUUCUGCUGCUCCUACUGCUCCCUUAUGCCUUAAGCAACUAGCCUCUCUCUUUGGUAUGGAGGCCGCUUCAAAGUAUAUGGAUUGGGACCCAGUGUCUCCACCUCACCCCCAUGCCUUGUCUAGCCAAGUAUGUUCUUCAUUCUCCACAGACUGUCCCAUUAUCAUCUCCCUCCAUUUGGACUGCGCUUUGGAAAACACUGCUGGUGUUCCCAAAAAAUGGGUGCAACUAGACCUUGCAAGCGCACGUGUUGAAUGAACUGUGCUCGACUGAGGAGGCAGCAGUGUGAGGAAUCAGCCCUUAUGAAAGGCACGGUUCUCAUGCUGAAUUUCUGCCUUGACUAAGAUAUUCAGAAAAGGGCUAUAAAUACAACCAUAGCCUGUAUGGCCAUUGACAGAUCUUUGUGCUCUUGUUCUUGGAAAGAGCAUUGCAAUAUAUGCGGACAUAGCAAUAGUCUCGAUAGGAAAAGGGAGCAGUUUUCCACUGGCACUGGUAGCUUGCUGGGUAAACCUUGCUUUACUUUUACACUUGGCUGAAACAUUCCUGAGGGAGUCUUGCUUAGGCUAAGCCUAAAAUGUUUGAAGGAGAUUUCACUGACUGUUGCGCUUUAUAGCCUAUUUUGGGGGGCUCUCAUGUGGAAUUUGGAAGACGGGCUAUAGCCUUUUGGACCAGGCUUUUCAUUGUCUUAGGCUGGUUAGGAUUUUCCUAACAUCUCCUAUGAGUCUCUUGCUGUACUUCACACUUUAGUCUUGUAGAAAUAAACACACUUGAAAGCAUAGAUUCACUAUAAGAUGUUCAGGUCAGCUUUCCUAUGUGCUUUUGACAUGUGUGAUGUGUUACAAUAGGUGAUGGAAGUUGUGGCCUAGAUACUAAAAUGUUCACCUUGUUCUUGGUCCUGAUAUUCAUUGUACUGCUGAACUGUAUUUGUAUUUUGUAAUGGCUGUGAGCUGUGGGCAUGCAGAGGAGGGGGAGGGAAGGAAUUUAACUCCUUAUUUUUAGAAAUAAACAGUUCCCUCGACUUCUAAGUGCUUUUGCUGCAGGAAUUUUUUGACUGCUUAUCUUUCAUUUGUGCAUAUUGCUUCAUGGCAUUCAAAAAAAAUACUGAUGCUCCAUUGCUGAUGGAGCAUCAGAAGAGUAUUGGGAGCACUACCCAUGAGAACAGCAGAAAGACUCCAGGGCUGGGUUUUGGCCUCUGGCUGGGAUAACUGAGUUGUCAAUCUAAGCAGGUAAGAACCUCAAAGUACUGCUAUUGGUCUGCAAAUGAUGGUGUCUUUAAACGUAAUGUGGGGUCAUGGCCAAAUCAAGGUAGAGAAGGUGCCUGGAGCAGUCAAACUGAGCUGAUGAGUUGGGAAACCUCUUUUGAUAGUUUAGUGUGAUGGAAAGAAUAUCUUCAGAGAAAGUGAAAGAUUAGUUGUCUUGGGUGAUUCUUGUUCUUGAUGUGUCAGAAGAACAUGAAACUGGCUGCCGCUACAAUCUGCUCCAGGCUUUGGAGAAGACUGUUGCCAGACCACAUGUAAAGCACUGUCUCACUGUGUUUGUUUAUAGUAAGAUACAGACUUACUGUGGGAGCUUUGUAUAGCAAAAGAUGUAGAAGAAAGUAGUGAUCAUCUGGAAAGCAUGUGCAGUCAUUCAGCUUUAUGUAUUUAAGCUUUUAAGCAUGCAAUAAAUGACUUUUUUGCACUCCAAAA
This is a messenger RNA of Struthio camelus australis, 6105 nucleotides long. RefSeq names its product kelch like family member 35 (gene KLHL35). Lineage: Eukaryota; Metazoa; Chordata; Aves; Struthioniformes; Struthionidae. Gene Ontology annotation, molecular function: protein binding. The record is from RefSeq and is a predicted model, not a curated record.